GCUGAAGCUUGAGUCAUGUCACUUCAUUCUGCCACGGUGGUGGCCCUCGUGCUGUGCCUGGGAUGGACAAUUAAUACUCAGCAAGAAUCUCUGCUGAGUCCUUCCAUUUCGGCUGAUCCAGGCCUUGAGAUUCCCCAAGGACAUUCUGCAAAGUUUGUGUGCACAAGCCCUGUAGAAUAUGAUACAUUCUGCCUGGAGAAGGGAAGCACAACAAUAAUGAAUAAGAAGAAUGAUUUGCCUUCUCAAAAACAGGCUAUAUUCCAUCUUGGCCCAGUAAAUGAAGACACUGCUGGAUCUUAUCAGUGUCUCUAUGAAAAAGAAUCUAAGUGGUCCCAACGCAGUAAGACUCUGGAGCUGAAAGUGACCAGUGAAGAUGUCACCCACACUUCUGACCCAGUCCCAGGAGUGACCUCAGGCCCUACCCUCCAGAGUUACAAGGUGUGGAAUGAUGUCCGCAUGGCCCUGGCUGGGGUAGUCUUGCUGGUCCUGGGGGCAAUCAUUGGAGAAGCUUGGUACAACCAAUAAAAGUAUAUGGAUAGCUCCAGAACCCCAGGAGGAUACAACCAAGGGGACUGAGUUUCAUCUUUGUGUCCAAGAAAACCAUAUUGGCCUACGAGCUCCAUGGAUUUAGACCCUGUUGUCAGAAAAUAGUCUCCAAUUCUGAUGACACAUGCUAUUCUUUAUUUAGAGUCAGAAAUUUGUCUUGAUGAUUUUAUUAAACACAUGAUUACACAGUCA
Messenger RNA from Microtus oregoni (creeping vole), 738 nucleotides. Its product is annotated as leukocyte-associated immunoglobulin-like receptor 1. The coding region runs from base 16 to 525 and encodes 169 amino acids. The transcript is spliced from 4 exons. The record is from RefSeq and is a predicted model, not a curated record. NCBI's taxonomy places the organism in Eukaryota, Metazoa, Chordata, Mammalia, Rodentia, Cricetidae.